UACAAAACUCGCGUUCGAAACUCGUGCGCCACACGAUUACAGAUGGCGGAUUGUUUUCUUUUCAAAAUCACAGCGAGACACGUUGGUCCUGACAAGUGCCAGUUUCAAAACAAAAAUCAUGAAUGAGAUUGUUCCCGAAUCGCCGGACAAGGAGACGGACGCGGAAGACGAAAACACGUACGUUCCAGAAACGCCACAGAAGGAUGGAUCUCCGCAGAUCAAGAGUCCCAUAAUUAUCCCGAUUCCUAGCCUCAAUCGUAUCAGGAAAUCUCUCGGUGUCUUGGACAACAACGUGAGCGUGCUAGAGGACAACGCGAACAUACAGUCGCCGAAGAGCAGGAGAGGUACGGAGAAUCGUAUUUUCACCAGCGCUUCGAAGAAGUCGACGAAGCUGAGGAGUUACAGGAAGGGCAAACACUCGAAUCUCCACAAGGUCAAGGUGUCAUUGUUUCACAGUAGGUUCAAAGAGAACGAGCCCGAGAAGCCGAGUUUUUCCGUUAGUGCCAAGUCGUUCUACGGCUCUUCCUGUAAGAAAGUCCCAGAGUGUUAUGCACUAGCUCCAGUGACGGUGAAACCAGUGAGUAGACAUAGCUCCAAGAAGAAGAGAAGUCCGGAUGCUCAGCCUGUUGUGAAGAAGAAGAGUCUGGCACAGCCUGCUGCGAUGAAAAAGCACAAGAGGAAAGGUGAGAUCAACUGCGGAGUUGGACACGGUAUAAAGAAGCCAAAGCGUAAGAGGAGUUCACUGAAAAAUGAUUCAAUGGACAGCGACAAGAGUUUGAGCGAUAAACAGAACAGUAGUGUAGUAGAAGAGCGGAUUCCGAUCGAAGCACAUAUCGAUCAGAUUGAAAACUUUGACAGUAACAAUGUCACGGAAAGUACAACUGUAGAGACGUAUGAUCCAAAAAGAAAGUUUUUCAAGCACAACAGACGCACGGUGGAGAAACCUGCAAAAUCUUCUACGACAGUUUCUCCACUGACGGAGUCUCAAGAUACGGAUAUUCCAAUACAUGAAUCCAUCGGCAAGAUAACUUGUGCAGAUAAGGCAAUCGCAGUAGCAGAAAAGCCUGCUACCAAAACCACAGGAUGCGCUGGCACUAUUGGACACUUAGGUCUAUGUGAGAAAAAUGGUCAAUUAAUGAUUAAACCGUUGAUAAGCCAGAAAGAUAUCGAUGAUUGGAACAAACUUUCAGCUAUUGAUAUUACAGACUUUGAUACUUCUCUGACUAAUAUAAGUAAUCUGGAUUCUAUCGACCCAGUGCAGGAUCUUUUGAAGGAGUUGGAAGAUGAUUGGGCUGAUACUUCAGUCACUCAAACAGUCAGUAUGAAUGCUGUGAAUAAUUUUUCAAAAGGAUCGAAUAACGAUAUUCAAGAUGUAAAUAGUGGCAAUGAAAAUAGUUCAAUCAAUCUUGGAUUGAAUAAUGUGAUCAAUCUACCUGUGGAGGACUUAAUACCCGCAGAUAGUGAUCUUAUCGAAGAUGCUGAUAAUAGUUAUGAGAGUAUUGUCAUAAGCCUUGGAUUGAAUGAUACAGUUAACCUACCAAUGGGGAACUCCUUGUCAGAAUCUACAACAUCAAUAAUAGAAUCUCGCAAAACUAAUUUAUCAAGCUAUGAAAAUAUGAACAAGGAAAUUGAUCAAACUGCCACUAAUAGUCCAAGUGUUCUUUUAAAUUCAUCGGAAAAUGAGAAUGCUGUGGAAAAUAUUGCUUUAAAGUCAGUUUCUCAAAAAGAUGUGAGUGAUCUUCUAAGUAUUUUACAAAAUGAAUGGAGCGAAGAUGAGGAGCCCACAGGCAAUUCCACUUCUGUAGUGAGUGAUACUUCAUUUCUAUUAGAAACAAACGAAAAUGUCUAUAACAGUACCAUGUUUGAGGAAAAUAUAGUGGAAACUACAACAAAUGAUACUGCUGAAUCGCAAAAUUGUGGAGAACUAUCCGAACAAACAAGCAAAAAAUAUUAUCCACUAUUUAGCAAGGGAUCCUCAUUUGGUAUUGUGACAGAUACAAGCGUAAAGUCAAAAAAGAUGAAUGAAAACAGGGUAUUGGUAAAUCAUAGCAGUGAUCCAAAGCAGUAUCAAAUAGAUGCUGGUCAAAAACUUUUUGGCAUUAGUCAAUGUAAAAAAUGUCAAUUACUUUACCAUUUGGGAGAUAAAGAUGAUGAAAACGCCCAUAUUAAAUACCAUAACAGGUGGAACAAGGAUUUAGGAUUAAAAUUUCAAGGUUGGAAAAAUGAACACAUAGUAUUUCAAGAUUCAAAUACAAAAAGUAAGAUAAUUUUAAUAGAACCCAGUGAUCCUAUGAAUCAUAGGAAAAAAGUGUUGGACAUUCUCCAAAUAAUUAACCAAGACUUAGGUAUUAUUGAACUAGUUUCGUCAGACUAUGUAGAUGAUAAGGCUUACUUGUAUGUGAGAAACAAAUCCAUCAUAGGUCUUCUGAUAUCAAAACGUAUUCACAGAGCUUUUAAAAUGAUACCAGAAAUGUCUGAACUCAAUUGUUGUUCAUCAGAAAGUAGCCCUGCAAAAUGUGGUAUAAAUGUUAUUUGGACCGCAGAGCAUCAUCGUAGGCAAGGUGUUGCUACAAAACUCGUCGAUACCCUUCGAGCAAAUUACUUUUACGGACAUAUAAUGUCGAUAGAUGACAUUGCAUUUUCGAUACCUACACCCAGUGGCAAGGCUUUUGCAGAAAAAUAUACGAAAACAAGUAGUUUUAAAGUUUACUAAAGAUAAUCUUUUUUUAUUAUUAUCACAAGUUUUCUAUUCGAGAUUACUAACAGAUCAAAAUCGUACUAAAGAAUGUACGAAUUAAUUUCACAUUGUUGACAUUCCUAUUGCGGGCAUCAAGAUUUUAUAUGUAAUUAUACAAUCUUAAGAGUAAGUUCUCUAUGAUCUAUGAAAAUCUUGAUGUUUUCAAUAGGCUCUUGAAGAGUAUAUUUUAAAUUUAAAAAAUGUUAUAUUACAUGUUGUUUCACAUAUAAGACUAGUUAUGUUUUAAUCUAAAUUUCUAUUCGUGAAGUUGCAUGAGAACUGAAAACAAUUCUUGUGUUCCUAUUAGUACAAAAUCAAAAUUAAAAAGAGAAUAAUAUUAUUAGUUGACUUAAUAUAUAACGAAUCGUAAACUAACUCAGUCGCUUAAAAUAUAAUAUAUAAAAUAUAUUUAAUAUAUAAAAAUUAUAUUAGAGUUUACUUUAUAAAGUGAAAUAUCUCGCGAAAUAUAUUAUAUCUUACCUAAUCGCCUAAGUUAAGUAAUUUUUUUAUCUUUUGUAUGACCUAACGCAGUAUCAAUGUACACGAUCAUCACAUUCGCAAAUAAAUAAAAUGCAUUGUACUGCAAAA
Messenger RNA from Nasonia vitripennis (jewel wasp), 3325 nucleotides. Its product is annotated as N-acetyltransferase eso1. Gene Ontology annotation, cellular component: chromatin; nucleus. The transcript has 5 exons. The record is from RefSeq and is a predicted model, not a curated record. Gene Ontology annotation, biological process: mitotic sister chromatid cohesion. NCBI's taxonomy places the organism in Eukaryota, Metazoa, Arthropoda, Insecta, Hymenoptera, Pteromalidae. The coding region runs from base 119 to 2713 and encodes 864 amino acids. Gene Ontology annotation, molecular function: protein-lysine-acetyltransferase activity.